ACAUUUGUCUGUCAAACUAAUACUGUAAUGUUUCAGACAAAUAAGUCCUUGUUUGUCAGUAGGAUCUCAUUUCAGUUUAAUGUGAGUGCACUGGAAAUCAUGCAUUUCCUUCUGCAGACAAAAGCAACAGAAAAAAACUUAAAGUGAACAGAAUCAAUUUUGGGCAAGUACAGCUGGAGUCUUUCUUCAUGUGAUAUUAAAAGAAGCUGUUGAUGGCCUGUUGUUCACAUGUAAACACUGAUCAUGGGGCUGAAUGAACACUGGAGGGUUUUGUUCAGGAAGUCACGGAGAGACUCCUGCUGUCUCAGUGAUCAGGGUUCACAUUCGUUUCACUUGAGUACCACAGUGUAGACAGAAAACCUGAUGCGGCGGGAGCAGUGUGAGCACUGGAGGCCCGUUCAGAUCAGAGAUCAUCCACAUGCAGCAGGAGCUCUCAGUCUCAGUCUCUGGACAUUUGCUGACUCCCAGGAUUUCUGCUCGGUCAGCUGAUUUGCUGCUGUUGUCAUAUCCUGUCAGACAGAAAUGAGAAGUCUGUGUUGAACAACCAAAGGAUCAGUCCUUAUUUCCUCUAAGACGCUGAAGACUGAUGAACUAUUGAACAGGAGCCUCUCGGAGAUGUUUGCUCUCCUGCUCAUCUGUGGAAUCCUGUUCGCUCGAGCUCAGGGUUGGUCUGAGCCGCGGAUUAGACUGAACUCUGGAGCUCCGGUCGGUACGGAUGUGAUUCUUGACUCUGGUUCUCCUCUUCAUCUGAUCUGUGAAGGCGACGGUCCGGUUACAUGGCUUCCCCGACUGGCCAGACACAAGCGUUUCAUCUCCAAGGAGGUCGGAAACGUCCGGAGUUUCCAUGUGGAUAAAGCCACAGCUGAUUUUACAGGAACAUACAAGUGUGUCUAUAUGAACAAAAAUGAUUCAAAUGAGUCAUCUUCGGUUCAUGUGUUUGUCAGAGAUCCCCGAAUUCUCUUCGUCUCACCGAGUACGUCUCUGCGUUAUGUGCGGAAAGAAGGUGAAGAUCUGACGCUCCCGUGUCUUCUGACCGACCCUGAUGCCACGGACUUCAUCUUCCGCAUGGAUAACGGCUCGGCAGUGCCCUACGGCAUGAACGUGACCUUUGACCCCAAAAAGGGUGUCCUGAUUCGCAACAUUCACCCUGGAUUUAACGCCGACUACGUUUGCAGCGCUAGAAUCAGAGGGGCAAGGAAAUUUUCGAAGAUAUUCUCGAUAAACGUCAUUCAACGAUUGCAUUUUCCACCAUAUGUGUUUCUGAAGAGAAGCGAGUAUGUCAAACUGGUGGGAGAGAGAUUUCAGAUCAGCUGCACCACAAACAACCCCAAUUUUUACUACAAUGUCACAUGGACACACUCCUCUAGAACGCUGCCCCGAGCAGCAGAGAAAUCGACGAUGGAAGGGGAUCGUUUGGCCAUCGAGAGCAUCCUGAUCAUACCAGCUGUUCAGCUGUCUGACUCGGGUAACAUCACCUGUACGGGUCAGAACGAGGCCGGAGCCAACAGCUCCACCACACAACUGCUGGUCGUGGACGAGCCUUACAUUCGACUCUCCCCGAAGCUCUCGUCUAAACUCACUCACCGCGGUCUGUCCAUCGAGGUUAACGAAGGCGAAGAUGUGGAUCUCAGGGUUUUGAUCGAAGCGUAUCCACCGCUGAUCUCACACCAGUGGGUGACUCCAACAUCCCACAAUGCCUCACUCCCAGAGAACAGGUUUUACAACUAUAACGACAGGUACGAGGCGCUGAUGUUCCUCAAGAGACUGAACUUCCAGGAAACCGGCCACUACACACUCUACGUCAACAACAGCAUGAAAAAUGCCUCCAUUACUUUUGAUAUUAAAAUGUACACGAAACCUGUAGCGAUGGUGAGAUGGGAGAACGUCACCACUCUGUCAUGCAGGUCCUAUGGAUAUCCAGCUCCCAGCAUCCUUUGGUACCAGUGCACAGGAAUCAGAACCACCUGCCCAGAAAACUCCACGGGUCUUCAGCCCAUCCAGACGCAGACGCUGGCAUUUCAUAAAGAUCCGUACGGGUCGGUGGGUGUGGAGAGCGUCCUGACCGUGGGACCGUCCAACCAGAGGAUGACCGUGGUGUGUGUGGCCUUCAAUCUGGUGGGACAAGGCACCGACACCUUCGCCAUGGACGUCUCCGACCAGCUCUUCACCAGCGCUAUGUGUGGAUCUAUAGUCGCGAUGGUGGUUCUAGCGCUGCUGCUCAUCUUCAUGAUCUACAAGUACAAACAGAAACCCAGAUAUGAGAUCCGCUGGAAAAUCAUUGAAGCCACAAAUGGAAACAACUACACCUUCAUUGACCCGACACAACUACCAUACAAUGAAAAAUGGGAGUUUCCUCGAGACAAACUAAAGCUCGGAAAGACUCUGGGAGCAGGAGCCUUUGGGAAGGUGGUGGAGGCCACAGCAUACGGCCUGGGCAAAGAGGACAAUGUCACACGUGUAGCUGUAAAAAUGCUGAAAGCCAGCGCUCAUCCAGACGAGCGAGAGGCUCUGAUGUCCGAGCUGAAGAUCCUCAGUCAUCUCGGGCAGCACAAGAACAUCGUGAACCUGCUGGGCGCCUGUACACAAAGCGGUCCUGUGCUGGUCAUUACGGAAUACUGUUGUCAUGGUGAUCUUCUGAACUUCCUGCGUAGCAAAGCUGAGAACUUCUUGAACUUCGUCAUGAUGAUUCCGAAUCCGGUGAUGGAUUAUAAGAACGUCGACACUGAACGAAUGUUUCUCAGAAGUGACAGUGGGAUUUCCAGUACUUGCUCUGAUAGUUAUCAGGCCAUGAGACCAGCCUCAUCCAGACCCACAAACUCAGCUCAGAGUUCUUCUUUGGACUGUGAGCAGGCUGAGGAUUCGUGGCCGCUGGACAUGGACGACUUACUCAGAUUCUCCUAUCAGGUGGCACAGGGACUCGACUUCCUCGCUGAUAAAAAUUGCAUCCACAGAGACGUGGCGGCCAGAAACGUCCUCCUCACCAACAGCCGAGUGGCCAAGAUCUGUGAUUUCGGUCUGGCGCGAGACAUCAUGAACGACUCCAACUACGUAGUCAAAGGAAACGCGCGUCUUCCAGUGAAGUGGAUGGCUCCAGAGAGUAUCUUCGACUGUGUUUAUACGGUUCAGAGUGACGUCUGGUCUUACGGCAUCCUGCUGUGGGAGAUUUUCUCAUUGGGUAAGAGCCCGUAUCCCAACAUACUGGUGGACUCCAAGUUUUAUAAAAUGAUCAAAUGUGGCUAUCAGAUGUCCAGACCUGACUUUGAUGCUGUGUUCAGGUAUACCAUCAUGAAGAUGUGCUGGAACCUGGACCCCGCUGAGAGACCAACAUUCAGUAAGAUCAGUCAGCUGAUCGAGAGGAUGCUGGGAGACACAGAAGAUCAACAGGAGACACAGUACCAAAAUGUCCAGUCUGAUGUACAUGAUGACCAACAACUAGAGUCAUGUGACCCUGUGAAGCAUGAAGAGGAGUCAUUUGAGACAUCAUGUGACCAGGAAGAAGAGGAUCAGCCGCUCAUGAAACCCAACAACUACCAGUUCUGCUGAGGGCUUAACUAAGCAUCUAAUGCACCAAAGCGGGAUCUUCUGUCUGAACAUCAACAACAGUUGCACAAUCCGUCCGCAAACGCAUGCAUGUGGACAGAGAUCUGACCUGUCAUCAAACACACUCUGCUUUUGUAGUUCUGCUCGCUUGAAAUCUCGUAAACAGUCUUGAACUCGUCUGCAGAGUUGAAGCGUGUUUAAUCCAACCGGUUUCACUUCUCAGCAAAGUCCAAAAUCUCCAAACCUCGGAUUUGUUUGUCGUCCAAUGUGCCUUUUUGGUAAACAUGCAUCUUUAUUUGUUACAGGACUUCUCUGUUGCCAAGGUUGAAAAAGAAGCUUGUUCAGCGUUUUAAAUGCAGAUGCUGCAUGUUCCACUUCCACUUUAUACUUGAUCUGCUUGUCAGUUAUGUUUCUUCUUUUAAAAUCACUGAAAAUGACCACAGACACACAUAACUCUUUUUGUGCAGCUAAAAUAACUAAAGCGAAUAAAGCUAAAACCUCGUCUACAUGUAUACACCAUAUACAGCCUACUAUUUUUUAUCGUCAGUGCAACCGUAUUAUAACAGCACAUUUGGCAAUUAAUUUUAUUUUUUUUGCAUUACAUUUUAUUUUAUUUAUUUAUUUUUUUUGCAUUUUAUUUUAUUAUUUAUUUUUAAUUUUGCAUUUGCAUUUUAAUUUAGCGUUCUAUUUUUUAGCAUUUUUAAUUUUGCUUUCUGAGUUUGCAUUUUAUUUUAUUUCUUUUUUUAAUGUAAUUCUUUUUCCAUUUUAAUAUAUUUUGCAUUUUGCAAAUUAUUUUGAACUCAUAUGUCACACCUGUAAUCGUCAUGCCAACACGGGUUGAGUUACACGCAGUAUGUUAACAGCACAUUUGGCAGUUAAAUUGCUUUUUUUUCAUUUCAUUUUUUUUUCAUUUUUUUUCUUUUACAUUUUAAUUUAGCGUUUAUUUUAUUUUUUUUAGCAUUUUUAAUUUCGCUUUCUAAGUUUGCAUUUUUUUUCUUUAUUUUUUUCCAUUUUAAUAUAUUUUGCAAGUUAUUUUGAACUCAUAUGCCUCACCUGUAAUUGUCAUGCCAACACAGGUUGAGUUUCACGUGGCUGAAGGUAAUCAGUGCAGGUCAGAGGACAGAUAAGAAAUCUUUUUUUCUGUCUCCUGCUCCAGUUCUUAGUCAAUCUUUGUAGGCAAACAGUAUUUUACUGCUUCCCGCAGUAAUUACGGUCAUUUGGAGUGAUAGUGUGAGGUCAGCGCAGGUUUGGAGGACAGAUUCACGUCUCCAGCGGGUGAAAUAUUGACAUGCUGUUGGCGCAAUAAUGUUUCGGCAGAUCGUUGUCUUAUUUCUUCAGAUAACUGAGGGUCAAAGGUUAAAUGCGUUCUUGUUUAUCACUGAAAAAAACAAUGACUGACGGCGCAGAAACCAUUUCAGGAAGAAAAACUAACCAUUUGCUUUUCCUUCAGUGUAAAAUGAAAGGUAGACAGUUUCAUUUCAUUUUCAUAGGCAUAUGUACACUUGAUUAUUUUGAUGUGCUGGAAGUGUUUAGAUAGCAGAAAUCUUGUAAGCUGAAUGUCACACGUCUUAACUGUUUAACAUAACUGUCAAAUGAAGCAUCAGAACUGCUGAGUAACUUUAGAUUGCUUAAAACGUGUGAUUAUUGAAGUUGUCAGUGAAACAGAAUAUGCCAUGCCUUCUUACUUUAGUUGCAAUUUAAUUUCACAUUUUGCUUUUGCAUUUUAAUUUAAUUUGCAAACAUUUACUUUUAUUCAACUCUCAAACAGAAAAAAAAAAUCUGUCAUUUUUCCUGUAGUUUAUUACCAGUUUGAAAUGGGUAAAUCUUUGUUUUUAUAUUCUCAAAUGAAGCAUCAGAUACACUGCCAUUGUAACUUUAGGUUGCUUAAAAUGUGAUUGACCUGAUGUUUUCUUUCUCAAAGCACACACUGCCAUGUUUAUAUGUUUAUACUGUAUCCUUAUUUACAAUGUUUCUUAUGCAAGUUUUAUGGUUUAAAGUUCAAUUAUGUGAGAUUUAAUCAUUUCAGUGUUUAAUAUUUCCCAUGAGUCUUAUCGUAACGAGUUUUGCACCUGAUCUGUAUAUUUUAUUGUUUGUUUUACUACAGAACUUGCUACUGAAAGCUACUAAUAAACCAUGGAAAUGUCACGUGAUCUUGUUUUAUCAGUGAAAAUACAGUUUAUUAGGGUUAUGCGGUUAAUCCAUAUUUGAGACUGAGCACAUUAUCUGUUAUGAAACAGAUAUCUCAGAAAAAACACUUGUCUUUCUAUGCAUGAAAAAGCCAUCAAAAUAUGAAAUUAAAAUAAACACUGUCGGUUUUCAACUUCUA
Cyprinus carpio (common carp) is the source of this 5866-nucleotide messenger RNA. RefSeq names its product macrophage colony-stimulating factor 1 receptor. The transcript is spliced from 22 exons. The record is from RefSeq and is a predicted model, not a curated record. Gene Ontology annotation, molecular function: ATP binding; cytokine binding; macrophage colony-stimulating factor receptor activity. Lineage: Eukaryota; Metazoa; Chordata; Actinopteri; Cypriniformes; Cyprinidae. Gene Ontology annotation, biological process: cell surface receptor protein tyrosine kinase signaling pathway; multicellular organism development; protein phosphorylation. Gene Ontology annotation, cellular component: CSF1-CSF1R complex; signaling receptor complex. Bases 616 to 3543 code for a protein of 975 amino acids.